AUGACGCCCUUGCAUCCAAGUCUUACGUUCCACUUAAUAUUUGUUUCUGUCGCUGCUGGCCUGAACAACUGCAUCGCCGUCACUUCCAUCAAGGAUUACUCAUUGACCAACCACAUCUACAAGAUAUCAUCUGGGAAAUCUCAGCUGACGUGUAUCGUAGCAUGUGAUCAAGAUACAAAGUGUUACAGCUUAAAUUACAGAUUUCCCAGCAAAACUUGCGAGUUGAGUAACUCCACUCGAUUCGCGGAUCUUCAGGAUUUUUUGUUUUCACCAGAUGUUGUAUAUUUCGACCACUUGUCACGUCCCUCGGGUUCGUGCGUGGGUGACGCGCCGUGUAAAAACAACGGAAGGUGUUUCAAUCUGGCGAAGGCUCCUGGGUUUAAAUGCAAGUGUUACAAAGACUACACUGGAGAAACGUGCAAUGGUAAUUAACAUCAUACGGUGAAAUGAAAAUUAUAGGUUGGAUGGCCACAUUCCAAAGACUAGGAGGGGAGGAGGAGGGAGGGGAGGAGGGGGGAGGGGAAGGGGGGCGAGGAAGAACGUGAUGGGAUCGCAGGGACUCUACUUUUUCCUUUUCAUGCACGGUCUUCGCAAUCUCGAGCGCCUAAAUUCCCCCUUCUCUCUGAUCGCUUUCAAACCGCGUGCCAGGUUGAUUAAAAUGAAUGUAAAAAACAUAAAAGUAUGACAAAACGGGCUUAAUAUCAUUUCGCAUCAUUUUUGAUAAUCUAAAAAAAAGGAAAAAAAAUAAGGUUAAAAAGAUUGCAAAACAGUGUGAUCUGACACUAGGCCCAAGACGAAAUAUACCAAAAAGUAUUAGACAAAAAAAGAAAAUAAAUAAAUGGAAAAGUCCCUUUGCAACCGACUGAUUAAUGUUUUUUUGAGACUUAGUCUGGACUGUGGCGCUUCAUACCUCGGCCGUAGAAGGCGUUCUGCUUCCGUGGUAACCUAAAGAGUCUACGAAAACUCAUGCAUACAAUUUAAGAAUCGUCUAUCAAAUACUAUAUGAUGAUUUGGGCCAGAAAAAUCUUUCCUUAAUUUCCUAAAUGUGAUUAUAGCUCACAUGGGUGGGUUACAGGAAGCUCAUAAAUGGACUGAUAGCUGCCUUUUGCACCAUUGUAUGCUGACGUCCGAGCUUGUAAAGAGGACGCGUCUUGCUUUCCUCUAAUACACGGUAUUAAAUUUUACUCACUCUAGAUCUCUCGAUUGUUUAGUUUGUAGCUCUCCUCCACUGGGGAUGCGGGAUCGGCGAAUUCUUGAUCAUCAGAUAACAGCAUCAUCAGUGGGAAUGUCGUUAAGCCUUAAACGUUUUAAUGCGAGGGAUGCGCGCUUAUGGCUGAAGUCAUCUUCCUGGGUCAGUGCUCUUGUGGAUUACAGUCCUUGGCUACAAAUUACUUUCGCGCCUGAAAUAAAGCUAAUCACUGGUAUUGCUACUCAAGGCAGUCCAUUAUAUGAUUGGUUUAUUACGAGCUACACCCUAAAAUACAGCAUGACUGGUAAAAUAUGGAAAAAUUAUGAGCAAGGUGGAUUAAUCAAGGUAUGUAAUGCAAUUAUUACUGAUCGUGUACAUUCAUCGCGGCUUCCAAACUCGUCCGCAGGGCUUUUCCGCCCCUCCCAUUUUCUAAGGGAAAGCCCUGGGUACGAGGUUGGUCUCCUUCAAAAAUUCGAACCAAAACUGAUUCCCUUCACCAGUCAAACAAUGUAAGUCGGCUCCAUGGAUAAUUAUCCAUCGUUACUCCUUCUGUUGAACAAGAAAGUACAUAAUUAUAACACACUAUGUUCCCUAAAAAAGAACUUUUAUAAACGACACACAAGAACGAAUUGGAAAGCAGUCAAUCCAAUCUAUAACUGUUGACCUCUGGAAAUAUCUUCCCCCUUGAAAGACCUCCCAAGUUUCUCCUUCCCAAAACAACAUCUUUCCUCCUUCCCCUAAAACAACAUCUAUUGUUUAGACAAUUUGAAAGUUGACCAUAUCCGUUCUUUUCUCCGUGUUGUGUCUAGUUUGUGUGUGUUAUUUAUUUAUUUAUUUUGUUUUGUUUUCUUUUUUUGCUACUAUUUUACCUAUCGCCACUUUGUUAUUAACAAAAUAUAUCAUUUUAUAGCAGCUACGCGCUAGCACGAAAACGUUUUUUCCCAGACAUCCUUGUUGUCAUAACUAAUAAUUUUAUGAUACAACUUCUUCUUUUCUUGCCACUAGCAUCCAAAAAUGUAAAAUUCUCUAUUUGGAUGUAAUAAUAAUAAAGGUUUGUUGUUGCUGAACCUCUCGACAACUCAAAGCAAUUUUGUUUUCCUCUGUACGGGUUCGAAAAAUCAGGAUUCCACUUAGUUUGCUUCAGAUUGUGGUUCAGUGACUGUAAAUCUUUGCACGCUUUGAAAAGUCUAUUCAAAAAGAGACAGGCAACCCCUGUAUCGAGUAUAAUUCAUGUGUUUCAUGAUACAAAAACACUUCUGGUAGUACUGACUAUUUUGACGGAUUUGAUAUAUCUAUAACCUUAAGAAAUAGCGCGCUUUGACGGAAAAUUUACGGACAGGAUAUCCCGUUCAGUCAUAGUUUUAGAUUUUCUUUUAGCCCCUGAAGAAGGUUUGUUUUCAAACCGAAAUAUUGGGCAGUUUGUUUAAAUUUAUAUUUUUUUGUUUUCUUCUUUUGUUUACUUCUUCAUCGCCUUGCUGUAAUGAUCAGUUUGCCGUUUCAUAUUUUUCUACAAGUUUAAUUGUACUGAUCCAGGACUACAACUGGGAGAUCCGGCACCACACGUUGGUUUGUUGCUGUGGACUUGCCGACAUUUUAUAUAUUUCGGCACAAUAUACCUUGAGAUAAGACAAAUUAAGCUUCAAGCAAGUGACAUACACUUACACGUGUAAACCCACGACCAUGCAAAUGAGCCCUAAUAAGGGCGAAACAGCUAUCCAUGGCUACCACAAUGGCUACCACUGCCUGGGUGAUAUGCACAUGUGUGCGGUUUUGGCCAUGCAGAGCGUUGGCUUACGUGUAUUACUUGCUUUAAGUUUUUCUUAACUUAAGAUGGUCGUCAUUGCUACGUAAACGGAUGUAUAAAAAGUACCAAGAACAAUUUAAAGUCUUUGGACUUCUAGCUUGUUCUUGGUUCUUUAUAUUUUGGCUGAUUUGAUCUCUUUUCUAGAGAUCCAACGUUUACAACUAGCAGGAUCUUCGUCCACGGUUUUUGCAGCUAAUUUAAUCGUAUAAAAAGUACUAUUUUUCCUUGAUGUCUAUUGGUCAUUUGAGGUUGCGUCUGAGACUGGUGUAGGUGUUGUGUCGAAUUGCACUAUGGGAUUGUUCUACGGGUUGACUUAUGACCAAUAUUGCACUCCCAUAUUGCAAUUCGACACAACAUCGACCCGGUCUUACGCACAGCACUUGAACUGAGUCCACGUUUGAUAUAUUAAAAUUCUAACAUGACUCAGAGGCUUCAGGGUCAAAAUUGCAAAUUUUUCACGACUCCAUUGUCUAGCGAUUCCCAGAAGAGACUUGAGGACAAAGAAAACCAAACCAAAUAUAGAAAAAUGACCAGAAAGCCUCGGAGCCAUGUUAGAAUAUUAAUAUAUCGAACGUGAGCUAUUGGUCAACGCCCUUCCCCACUCUAAACUGUUUGCCUACCACACAUUUUUUCAGCGAAAUGUACACCCCGGUUCUACGGUUACUAGUUUUUCUGAAUCUUUUGCAGAAAUUUUCUGGAAAUUCAGACAGAAACACAGUUGUGAGUCACGGAAUUUCUCCACCCAUCAAGGCGUCAUUUAUCCGCAUUUUCCCACUUGAUACAAAGACGCUCAGACGCACUGCCCUGCGGCUUGAGCUCUAUGGCUGCGACUUCGUCGAAAACCAAACAGUGAACUAA
Molecule: messenger RNA, 3851 nt
Organism: Porites evermanni
Lineage: Eukaryota; Metazoa; Cnidaria; Anthozoa; Scleractinia; Poritidae
Source: the annotation of a GenBank genome assembly